UAUAAUAUGCUUUGGUAGAUGAAAGGAAUAAUAACUUGUACAGAAAAAGCUAAUAAAAAAAUAUUUUUUUGGAAUUAUGACACAGGAAGCACGCUUCCGACCAGCACGGUUGUACGUACAUUGGUGACAAGUGAGAAGAACAGACUUAUGAGGGCUUAUGCCUGCGUAUGACUCAGAUUUCAAGGACAUCGUGGACUCUCGCUGCCUUUGUUCACUUCGUUUGACUGAAUAGUGAGUUUAUCACGACAUUGGUGCAAUCAAUGCCUUGCUGUAAAAUCUGGCAGAUGCCCUUUGUGAAACUGAGACAAGUAAUAUCGUAAGCAAGUUCAGGUUCGUCGCCCACAGGUUACGCAGCUGACAAGCAGAAAAGUUGGCAUUCUGUAGUACGAAGCUGAGCUACAUCUGUUCCGCGCUGUUCUGUGGUUCCGUCACAGAAAGAAUAGCUACUAAAUUACAUCUCAUAUAACUACAUAAGGAACAUCGUACCUGAUCGUACCGACUAG
Messenger RNA from Gryllus bimaculatus (two-spotted cricket), 503 nucleotides. Lineage: Eukaryota; Metazoa; Arthropoda; Insecta; Orthoptera; Gryllidae. The record is from the annotation of a GenBank genome assembly.